UUUGGUUUCAUUGGUCAGGGAGAAGUUCACGGGAUCAGUUCUUUAGAAAAUAAGCUGUGCAAUGGGUUCAUUAUUGAGAAUCAUAGGAGAGUUUAGAAAACUUCAAUUGAUAUUAUGCCUCUGGGUGCUCGUAACUCGAAAUAUAACACUGGCACAAGGUAAUCAUCAAUACAAUGGUUAUAAUAAUCCAGGGCACAAUGGUCAACAAAGCUGGGCACUAAAUCACGCACAACAAUCGCAACCUCGGUAUUUUAUUUGCAAUAACUUUAAAACCAUGUUCCAUUGUAAAACAGGGAAAAUAUAUUAUAAAACAAUUUCAUCGUUUUAAACUCAUUUUUUAGAACAGCACACAAUGGUGUCAAGAAUCAGAGUUUUAUUAUAUGAUUGAAAAAAAAAACCUUCAAAUUACUGAUGAUUCAAUUUCAGAAUAUGGACAACAUAUUGCUGAACAACCGAGGCAAUUUUACUGCUUUUCACAAACCCGUAAUUAUGACUGCACCUUUCGCGAAGUUGUUCUAGAUUACAACUCUGUGGCUCCCAUUUUUGGCAACCCACAGUACACACAAUACAAGAAAAGUGUAACGUUCGUUGACUCGCGCAUGGAGUACCUCCCGAAAAGCUUAAUGGACGCUUUCCCGAACAUGAACACUUUGGACGCAAGUUCUCUCCAAAUUCGUUCCCUACAACCAGCGGCAUUUGAAUUUUCAAACAAACUAGAAAGGUUGUAUUUAGCUGAUAAUUUGAUCGAGCAAAUUGUGCGAGAAUCAUUCUACGGAGCACCUAGCGUUGCCGUACUAGCUCUGGAGCGGAACAGAAUCAACUAUUUUGAAUAUUAUGCCUUAGGUAAUAUGAGAAAUCUUAGAGCCUUGUACAUAAGUUCAAACGAGAUCCCCAGCUUGCCCGGUUUGAGCAACAGUCUCAAUCUAGAAAUUGUAAACGCUUCCCACAACUCACUCACUCAAAUCGAUGAGAAUCACUUUUCUGGCAAUUUAGAAUUGCGACAACUCGAUUUGUCCUUCAACCAACUAACAUUUUUCAACAUGCGGCAGCUUCAUGCCAUAACCAAACUAAUUUCAGUUGAUGUUAGUUCGAAUCAAUUAAGAGAGUUGGUAAUUCCAACCCACGUGCUUAAACUGUUUGCCAUCAAUAAUUCAAUCGAACAGGUGUCCACACAUCUACAACGAUGUUUCGUACAGGAACUGAGUCUUGCACAAAACAAGUUGCGUCAACAACCUGAUCUUAGCGUUUGUGGAAGUUUGAAUAUGUUGGAUUUAUCUUACAAUUUGUUGGAAAGUUUCAACUUUGGAUCGCUGCAAUCGAUGCCCUAUUUAACGCAUGUAUAUUUAAGAAAUAAUCACUUACUUCAAAUUGAUCUUCCCACUGAGUUUUACUAUCCAUUACCGAUAACAUCUCUUGAUUUAUCAUCCAACAUGCUCAGCAUCGUUUCCAACGCUAAUAUCCUUAGAAAAUUAGACCAACUUUACUUACAUAACAACAAAUUGGAAAAGUUUGAUUUCCUUAACAAGCCCAACUUGAAAUCUCUAACUUUAUCAUACAAUCAAUGGGAUUGUGCUGCGUUGGAUGGAAUUACAUUUAAUAUAAUGGAUCGACAGCGAGAGCAAUGCACCAGUUCUCAUAAUCGUGGUAUUUGCUGCCAAAGUAGUGAUGCAGAAAAUUCGCAAAAUUUGCAUAAAAUUAAAGAUUUGAUCAGGGAAGCUUCGAUUCAUGAGCUGCAAAACAAAAAAUCAACCGAUGAAUAUUGUCGAUCGCAAAUUCAGCAGCAACUCGCCAUGAACGAAAUGAACAACAGAGUAGCGACUAUUUCAACCUUGGAAGCAUCCAAAGAGCCUCUUCUACAGGAAAUGUCUCAGGUUCAAGAUGAUUUGAACCAACUCGAUAAUCAGAUCGCCGAUAGCCAAAGGGAAACACUCGCGAAAAACAAUCAACUUGCACUACUCGCCAAAGAAGUUGACCAAUGGAGGGCCACCUACGGCAUCGAAAAGGAAGGGCUUGUCAAUGCUAGGGAGGUUCUGCGUAGAAUCGUAACGUUUUUAGAAGCUAGAAAAGGAAACAGCAAUGAUUUGCUUAAACGUCGCCAAGAAGAAGUGCUUGCACGCGAAGGUGAAAAAGAAAACAAACAAACUUUGGCCAACUCAGGAGGCGUUGAUUUAGACCAACUUAAACAAUCGCUCAGCGAUCUUAAAGUUAAAGAGCAAGCUCUGAAAACGCAACGAAAUGCUCUGGCGGCUCAAGUUAACAGAAAUUCGGCCUCGAUUAGAGGUUCUUCAAACUGAUGAUCGAAAAUCAAUGACCAAAUAAAUAUAU
Messenger RNA from Culex quinquefasciatus (southern house mosquito), 2325 nucleotides. RefSeq names its product probable serine/threonine-protein kinase roco9. The transcript is spliced from 4 exons. The record is from RefSeq and is a predicted model, not a curated record. NCBI's taxonomy places the organism in Eukaryota, Metazoa, Arthropoda, Insecta, Diptera, Culicidae. Gene Ontology annotation, molecular function: protein binding. The coding region runs from base 381 to 2294 and encodes 637 amino acids.